Messenger RNA from Nothobranchius furzeri (turquoise killifish), 1919 nucleotides. RefSeq names its product solute carrier family 30 member 8 (gene slc30a8). Lineage: Eukaryota; Metazoa; Chordata; Actinopteri; Cyprinodontiformes; Nothobranchiidae. Gene Ontology annotation, biological process: response to zinc ion; zinc ion transmembrane transport; insulin secretion. The record is from RefSeq and is a predicted model, not a curated record. Gene Ontology annotation, cellular component: plasma membrane. Gene Ontology annotation, molecular function: zinc ion transmembrane transporter activity.
CUCGAACCCCGCAGAGCGUCAAACAUAAAAAAAAGUUUAGAAACCGAAUCAUCCAUCGUUUUAUCUGUUACUGAGCAAUUCCUCGGUUCAUUUUUUUGUUCACUAAUCAGUGCGUCACACACCGGUCCGCUCCGCUCCACCAAAUUUGCGCACGGUGCGCACGGUCACAAGGCGGCAUCAUGUGCGCCCACCAUCUGUAAGGAUGGGUGCACAGAUCUGCAUCCAUCACUUCAGUAGUGCAGGCAAACGAAGCUGGAUGACGCGGAAAUUAAAGGAACCCUUAUGCUAGGAUUUAUUUUAUUGUUUUAAUUAGACACCUUCUGAACUUGAAGAUCUUUUUUCAACUUUUUGUCAUAUUUGAUAUUUCUGAAGACAUCAGUGAUGUUCAAAAGCAAGAAUCCAGAGAAAAUGCACUUGGUGACAAAAGCAAACAAGGCUUACAGCACGCCAGGAAGUGUGCCAAACUAUGAGGAGUUACAGAAAGAAGCCAGUCAUUGUCAUGACAACAGCCGUGCACAAGAGCAACGAGAGACGGAGAAAAAAGUGGCCAAAAGGAGGUUGUACGUGGUUUCUGUCAUCUGUCUGAUUUUUAUGGUCGGUGAAAUUGUUGGUGGUUAUUUGGCAGGAAGCCUUGCCGUGAUGACAGACGCUGCUCACCUGCUGACGGACCUCACCAGCUUCAUCAUCAGCCUGUUUUCUCUCUGGCUCUCUUCUAAACCGGCCACACAAAAGUUUAGCUAUGGCUGGCACCGUGCAGAAAUCCUGGGUGCUCUGCUGUCAGUUUUCACCAUCUGGCUGGUCACUGGAGUGCUGGUUUAUUUAGCCGUGGAGCGCCUCAUCGACGACGACUACACCAUCGAGGGCUACAUUAUGCUCGUUACUUCGGGUUGUGCAGUGGUGGCCAAUAUUGUAAUGGCCGUUACGCUUCACCAGUCGGGCCACGGUCACAGCCACGGUGGGCUCGGUUCACACGGACACAGUCAUGCUCCCGAAACGGCGAAAAAGAAGAAUCAGUUGUCAAACGGCGUCCACUCGAAUAACGAGGGUAUAGACUUGGAGCUAAAUCAGGCAGUUCAUGGGAAAAGCACACAGCAGGCUAACGCAAGUGUGCGAGCAGCUUUUGUGCAUGUGAUGGGGGACCUUCUCCAAAGUGUCAGCGUGCUCAUCAGCGCCAUCAUCAUCUUCUUUAAGCCAGAAUAUAAGAUAGCCGACCCGAUCUGCACGUUCUUGUUCUCCAUACUGGUUUUGUGCACCACCUUCACCAUCUUGAGAGACAUCCUUCUUGUCCUGAUGGAAGGCACUCCGUCGGGGGUGAAGUACAGUGAAGUAAGGGAUCGUUUGUUAUCGGUGAAGGGAGUCACAGCGGUUCAUAACCUUCACAUCUGGGCCCUCACCAUGAACCAGGCGGUGCUCUCUGCACAUGUAGCUGUAGACGAUUCGGUGGAUGCUCAGACCGUGCUGAGAGAAAUGACGCAGGCUUGCUUCUCCUCCUACAACUUCCACUCCAUCACCAUUCAGAUGGAGCAGCAGGCUGACCUCAAGCCCGGGUGUCUGCUGUGUGAAAACCCCCAGAAGUAGCAGCUCCUCACUUGACUGAACACUUAAAGCACCUGAAGAUUCAGAAGGGUUUACCGACACUGUGACGCCGAUGAUGUUUUUGCAUAUGUCUUUUAAGUGCCUUUUCUGUUACAUUAUAAAACACGCAUUAAGAAAAAUCAGUUUUCUUUGACCUGAUCAAACAGAUGAAAUGACUUCGGCUGGUGCUGAUAAAACUACUUGAGCAUCGAUCGUUACAUCUUUAGUACCUCAAAGCUUUUGAAAUGUUUUGUGCAGUUUUUAUGUAGGAUAAAAAAAUCCCCUUUGACUUUAAACCUGUGUAAACUUGUAUUAAGUUAUUCAAUAAAAAAACUUGUUUUGAA